UAUCGAUUUGUAAUCGCAUCCCGUCUGCUGGCCACUGAGACAAGUCCAUGCUGCAAAGUGGCGUCCUGUUUCUACAGUUGCCUGGGUUUUGCGCGCAACGUGGCUGCUGCUCCCGUGGUCAACGAUUUAGAGCCGACGGCUGCGUUGCCCAAUUGCCUAACAUAUCGCCAGGUUGCAGGCGCCGGCAACGGUGCCGGCUCAGCGCCAGCGCGACGCGUCCCAGUGCUGUUUUCGACGAACUGUGGACUAUAUUUGCGUGUGGCACAGCCACAAACGAUGCUGCAACCAUCCGUUGCAGAAGCUGGACAGCGUUACGACAUUAGCUUUUGCGAUCUGGAGCGUUGGAGCACAAAUCGCGCCAAUGUGGUCAGUCUAGAGGAUACGUUUAGCAUCCUGCAGCCGCAACAGCAGCCACCGAACAGCCAGCAGCCACGCACCUUGAACAACUUUGCGUACUACAACAUACAGCGCUGAGCUGCUAUCUU
Drosophila virilis is the source of this 485-nucleotide messenger RNA. RefSeq lists its product as uncharacterized. Lineage: Eukaryota; Metazoa; Arthropoda; Insecta; Diptera; Drosophilidae. The record is from RefSeq and is a predicted model, not a curated record.